AGCAGGUCCAAACCCCUUUGUAUGACCAGGUAGUGCGGGCAUAGCACAUGCCCAAUCUUUACAAAGCAUGCCAGAGAGGGCUGCGUUCUGCACAGAUUCUGGUGGUUGAUUCGUAACACCAACCCAAAUCAUGUAUGAGCCUACAAGGCUAGUGAUUUGCAAGGCAAGGGCAGGCAAAGAUGGGUCGGACGGCGCGACAUAUUUUGAGGUGACAGAGAUCAAGGAAGAAUUCCCUUGAGAUGUGGCCGCCAUCGUGGACGUUAUCCGAUAUAAUGAACAAGCCCCGCAACGCGACAAGCACGAGUUGAGGAGAGUUACAGCCAAGCAUUGGCCAAGCCCUUAUCAAAAUUCAAAUGAGUCACCUGAUAUGUAUUAUUAAUAUCGCAUAGGGGGUGUUCGAAUUCAACUGGAACCUUCAUGUCCUUCAGCCAACUGCAUACACAAUCGACGAGUCCUAUGGAUGCAGGUGGUGUAGUACGUUGCACACACGGUGAAACUGCAAUAAGAAGGACUAGUCAAACAUCUUCAAAUCCCAAUCGUGAGUUCUACACUUGCUCGAGGUCAAUCAAGAGCGAGAGGUGUAGAUUCUUUUAUUGGGUAGAUGACCCUAUUUUUUACCCACAACAGCAUAGUUCUGUAUCUCCCUCUGUACCUGCGUCAUCGAGGCCCCCUCCUUCUCAGAGACAGAGAGCCGAAUCAGCUCGAACAUCGGGCACGCCCCAGAAAAGUCCUAGGAAGAGGAUGGCAGAUAUAGCGGCCGCCUUAAAUGAACCAGAGCUUGAGGCCACUUCAACGCCACAAUAUGGUAGCCCCCAGCAAAAUGCAACCGCCAUGAAUGACCGAACCCGCUCAUUUCUUUUUGGCUCCCAAUCCUCUCAGGCCUCGACGAUCGGGGAUUGGGAAGAGACAUCGCCAGAAGAUGACCUCGAACAAAGCAGUCCAUCCAGGAGUGUGGACCAGAGUCUUAGAAAUAUAGACCAAAGGACGCCAAAGAAACCCAGAGUUGCGUCCGUGGAUCAGCGAUCGGGUUUCCAAAUCCCCUUUCCACUUACUCCACCUCAGACAUCACGCCGUCGCGUCGACAAUUCCGACCAGGGCAUAUUCGAAACAGACUUUUUCCCGCAAACGCCUACCAGGAACAAAGGCAAGGAGCGGGAAAAUAGCGGCGGGGAGCGAACGGUUGGUCUGGACUCGGCUUUUACAGAGAGAUUGAUUGAAGACUUUGUAGACCUCAGGCACGAAUGCUCGCAUCCCCAGUGCCUUUGAGAGCGGAAGCAGUACUUUCAAACGUGACGUCCCCGCACAUACAUCUAAACCCCUCGAACGCGCCUCUUCCAACCCUUUUAUUGUUGACCAAACUACUGGGGAAAGCAUUGCUUCGCAUCUAGAAGCACUGGACGCUUUAAA
Messenger RNA from Suillus discolor, 1407 nucleotides. RefSeq lists its product as uncharacterized. The record is from RefSeq and is a predicted model, not a curated record. Gene Ontology annotation, molecular function: zinc ion binding. The transcript has 4 exons. Lineage: Eukaryota; Fungi; Basidiomycota; Agaricomycetes; Boletales; Suillaceae. The coding region runs from base 418 to 1266 and encodes 282 amino acids.